UUUAGUUAGAACGUAGAUAAAUGUAUAUCUUGGAUAAUCUAGAUCAAACGGUUUUCAGUUUGAGAUCCUACUCUACUACAAGUUGCGAAUACAUGUAGAUCUAGAUCUUUUUUUAAUACUAAAGGACCUUGAUAAAAGAAACAACACAAUGAUGUCUUUGCUUUGUAAGAAUAUCAGCCAAACGUCACAGUCUGAAAAUCGUUGUCCUACGCUAUACAGUAAAUAUGGUAACUUUGAGGCCUACAUGAACGAGAACACAGUGCACUUUGAAUGUUUAAGAAACUUCCAUUACGUCUCGGGCAGCCCAAGUCGAGUCUGCAUGGACAAUGGGAGAUGGUCAGGGGAACAUUUCAAAUGUGAAGUCGACUACUACAUGGAGAGGUAUAAACUAAGCGGCUGUAUUGUUCUUUCUGCGCUUUUGUUUUCCUUCAUUUUCUUUGGGACAGAUCUCUACCUCUAUGCAAACAGAAGGAGAAACUCAAGAGACACUAGUCGAAGACGUCAAUAUUUGUCUAUGCAAAAAGUUAGUACCUUCAUUGUUAGCCAUGAUGGCAGAGAGCAUCCGAUGUAUCACAAACCUUUCUCCCGCUUGACCACAGGUUACCCAAGUACCAAAUCGAAAAUUAAGUCUCUUGCUGAGUAUCAGUCCACUACAUCUCUACCUCUGAGUAUGCAAGGCUCUUCUUACAUUGAAACGAACCCCAGGGAUUUCUGGUACAUCAAAUCGAUCCUUAAAAUGUCUCCGAAUUUGGAUGUCACCAACAACCAGCCAAGUUUUAUGAAAAGUCUAUUUCCAUUUCACAACAGAUCAAAUCAUGACACUGGCAGUGGAGGCCUGACGUCAGCAGAGAGAGUUCACGUACCUACUGCUCCCGACCAGGCUUAUCAAGGUAUUCGAUUAAUCAAAGCCCAAAGAACAGACACUCACUAUUAUAAAGAUGAGGAGGUCAUUGGCAUAGGAAGACCGGAAGUUAAAAGGAAAAAGUCUGAAAAAAUGGAAGUAGAAAAACCUCAAAAGCGUAAAAUCCUAAUGGCCAUGAAUACAAGAGUUCGUGGCUCGGAUGCUCAUGAUCUGUCUCCGAGAUGGUCUCAGAAAGAAGGCAGGAAACGAAAACUGACUUCAACUCUGUAACUCGGAGCUUACCAGCUUUUUGACAUUGGUCAUUGCACUAUAGUAGUGACAAUAGUGACAUCUGACUGUUAAUGAAAUCAGUAGUUUGACAUUUGAAUAUAGUACGGACAUAGCAGACUAUUGUGUUCAUUUGAAUAUAGCUUUGACAUUGGUAGUCUACUUUUGACAUGUGUAAUGUAUAAACAAAAUCGGUAGACUGUAGUUCGACGUGUAUUAUAUAAAAAAGCUAGUCUAUAGUUUGACCAGUUUGAGUAUGAUCAAUUUACAUUAAUUACCUAUAGUUGAGUCACGUAUAGUCUGACUAUAAUUUUACUUAUUUGUUCAGUUUAGUUUGAUGUGCUUUUUGUGAUUUGAAUGUUGUUGUUUGUCAUUGCAGUUCAGAAGAGAUACAUUGUGUUACGGCUAUGUACCAUUGUUGUUUUCAUCAUAAAACUUAUUUGUCAACAAUC
Molecule: messenger RNA, 1581 nt
Organism: Biomphalaria glabrata
Lineage: Eukaryota; Metazoa; Mollusca; Gastropoda; Planorbidae
Exons: 15
Coding region: 149-1132 (327 amino acids)
Source: RefSeq, a predicted model, not a curated record